GGCACCCCGGCGGGGCUCCCGGCUCACCGGCCCUGGGCUCCCGGCUUCCAGAGUGGCCGGCACACAGCCGCACCAGCCCCCGUGUCCGUGUCCCCGCCAGAGAGGCCGCAGGGACCAGCACACCUGUCCUGGGGAGGGGGGAUGGAGGAGGGGGAGAAGAGCCCCCUGCUGUCCCAGGAUGCUGAGGGCCAGGAGCCACCAGUCCCUGUCAGCUGCCUGGGUCCCGCGAGCCAGGAAGGAUGGGCCUGGAGGGCAGGCCUCGGGGGAGGCCGGGCCCCCACCAUGCUCUCCCUCCCGCUGAGAAGCCGCUGCCUCCAGUGCCUGAUCUUUCUGUCCAACUUCCUCUUCUCUCUGCUCGGCCUGCUGGCCCUGGCCACCGGGCUCUGGGGCCUGGCCGUCAAGGGCUCUCUGGGGAGCAGCUGGGGGGGCCCCCUGCCUGCAGACCCCAUGCUGGGGCUGGUGCUGGGGGGGCUGGCGGUCAGUGCGGUGAGCCUGGCGGGCUGUCUGGGCGCCCUCUGUGAGAACGCCUGCCUGCUGCGCUGCUUCUCUGGGGGCCUCCUGGCCUUCCUGGUACUGGAGGCCCUGGCGGGGGCCCUGGUGGCGGCCCUCUGGGGCCCCCUGCAGGACGGCCUGGAGCGCGCACUGCGUGUGGCCAUCACCCACUACCAGGACGACCCUGACCUGUGCUUCCUCAUGGACCAAGUCCAGCUCGGGCUGCAGUGCUGUGGGGCGGCCUCCUACCAGGACUGGCAGCGGAACCUGUACUUUAACUGCAGCGCCCCGGGCGUCCAGGCCUGCAGCCUGCCCGCCUCCUGCUGCCUGGACCCCCGCGAGGAUGGAGCCUCCGUCAACGAACAGUGCGGCUUCGGGGCGCUGGGCCUGGAGGAGGACGCGGCUCGGAGGCUGGUGCACGUGCAGGGCUGCGGCGCGCCGCUCCGCCGGUGGCUGCGCGGGGCGGUGCGGGCGGCGGGCGGCGUGGCGAUCGCGGCGGCGCUAGUGCAGGGCGCGGAGCUGCUGGUGGCCGCGCACCUGCUGCGGGCCCUGGCCGGCCGCAAGGGGGCGGCGGGGAGCUGCGGACCCCGCGCCGGGGCCCUGUCCGCGCCAGUCUCCUGCUGACCUGGGGCUGUGGACGCGCGCCUCGGACACACGCCGCCUCCACCUGCUGCGCCUCUGCCCUAGGUGCCCACCCGCCGCCCGCCCGGUCCUGCUAACCUCAUGUCUGACACCCUCUGAGGGCAUCCUCAGAUCCUCACCCCCAACACCGCCAGCUGUGACCCCUGACCCCCCAGCCUCUCCCUCUAGAGGGCUUGUUUGGGGAGUACAUUCUC
Molecule: messenger RNA, 1328 nt
Organism: Eptesicus fuscus (big brown bat)
Lineage: Eukaryota; Metazoa; Chordata; Mammalia; Chiroptera; Vespertilionidae
Gene: TSPAN10
Product: tetraspanin 10
Exons: 3
Coding region: 142-1116 (324 amino acids)
Cellular component (GO): membrane
Source: RefSeq, a predicted model, not a curated record